UUUUCAUCAACCCAAGAGAUUUAAGGAAUUAUCAGUUUAAUUUAAGAAAUGUGAAAGAGUGCUGUGACUUUAUACAAUGUGAUUCGUCUAAGUGUCCCGAGUGUACGGAGAGAGCUUGUGCAUGAGGUAGAUCUAAAUGGCUUAUCAACAAACUUUAAAUUUGUAAGUUUUAUCUAGACUUUUGUGGAGUGAGCAGUUUGCUUAACAAAAAAAAAUCAGGAUUAAAGAGCAUUGUUUUCCGUCGUUGGUGGUGUUAUUUUGGUUUCCAAUCACUGACAGAAGAGAGGCUACACAAGGUCCUAAAGAUGGCAGCCGCACCAAAAAUAUCACGUGACUGACACCCAUAAACAGUGUGUUGCUGCAUAGCUCCGCAUUCGUGUGUUUCAAGUAGGUCCUGUAAGCGAUUGUAAGCUUAUUUCUGUACUUUCCUGCUCUCCAUAAGCUCGGCUGUGCUGCGUGUAGAAUUGGAAAGUCGUAAACAUGUCAGGAAGAGGUAAAGGAGGUAAGGGACUCGGGAAAGGAGGCGCUAAGCGUCACAGGAAGGUUCUUCGGGAUAACAUCCAGGGCAUCACCAAACCCGCCAUCCGUCGUCUCGCUCGCCGCGGCGGGGUCAAGCGUAUCUCCGGUCUGAUCUACGAGGAGACCCGCGGUGUGCUGAAGGUGUUCUUGGAGAACGUGAUCCGCGAUGCCGUGACCUACACCGAGCACGCCAAGAGAAAGACCGUCACCGCCAUGGACGUCGUGUACGCGCUGAAGCGACAGGGACGCACUCUGUACGGCUUCGGAGGAUAAACUCAUCUGUACACUCACAAACUCCCAACGGCUCUUUUAAGAGCCAC
This is a messenger RNA of Carassius gibelio (silver crucian carp), 839 nucleotides long. Its product is annotated as histone H4. Lineage: Eukaryota; Metazoa; Chordata; Actinopteri; Cypriniformes; Cyprinidae. Bases 481 to 792 code for a protein of 103 amino acids. The record is from RefSeq and is a predicted model, not a curated record. Gene Ontology annotation, molecular function: DNA binding; protein heterodimerization activity; structural constituent of chromatin. Gene Ontology annotation, biological process: nucleosome assembly. Gene Ontology annotation, cellular component: nucleosome. The transcript has a single exon.